Molecule: messenger RNA, 2214 nt
Organism: Pogonomyrmex barbatus (red harvester ant)
Lineage: Eukaryota; Metazoa; Arthropoda; Insecta; Hymenoptera; Formicidae
Gene: peng
Product: Pumilio and CPL domain-containing protein penguin
Biological process (GO): regulation of translation
Cellular component (GO): nucleolus
Molecular function (GO): mRNA binding
Source: RefSeq, a predicted model, not a curated record
CACGUGAAUGGGUCGCGCAUGCGCAUGCAAACGCAUAAUAAGAAAAUAAUUUGUUCAUUUAUUCGCACGUGGACUUGUAGGGAUCAAAUCUCGUGAUCAGUUCUGAUUGUGAAUUAUUGUUCAAAAGAACCUAGACUUACUGGAAUAUUCUUGUGUAAAAUUUAAAAUUGAAUCGCGUUUUGUUAUAAAUUUAAGAGGAGAAGAACUGAAAACUCUUAAAGUUGGAGGUUAAGUUUUAUUAAAAGAUGAAGCGUUCAGCAGAUGAUUUGAAUAUUGAUGAUGUGAAAGCAGAGAGUAAUGUAAACGCAGAGAACGAUAAGAAAAGAAAGAAAGUGAAAAUUGAGAAAUCUGUAGAUAAUAAGUCCUCAGAUAAGAAUACAAAAGUGCCUUUUACAAAGAAAAAUUCAAAAGAAAAGAGUUUAAGAGUGGCAAAGAAUAAUGUUACAAUCAAGAAGAUAAAUUCAAUUAAGCAGAAAAAAGAGCUUGGACAAAAAUCCAAAAUUCAGAAAAACUUAAAGCACAAUAAUAUGAAAUCAGAAGAGAUGACUGUAAAAAAGACAGAUUGGAUCAAAUUGAAAAAGGAAAAAAAAGAACUCAGAGAAAAACGCAAAGCUAAGAAAUUGAAUAACGAUACAAUAUAUGAUAAAGUCAUUCAAGCUAAGCAGAUUAGUGAAAAGCUACGUAGAUCUGAUUGCAAGCCUCUUAAUCGUACAAAGUUAACUCAAACAUUGCAUCAGAUGCUGGAAAAUUAUUACAGCAAAGUGAUAUUUACACAUGAUUUAUCUAGAGUAGUUCAAUGCAUGAUCAAGUACUGUGAGACAGAUAUUCGACAAGCUAUACUUAGCGAGUUAAAACCAUGCAUCGUGGAAAUGUUACAGUCGAAAUAUGCAAAAAAUUGUGUGAAAGCUCUUUUAAAAUACGGUUCGCGAGAAAUCAGGUGUGAGAUUAUCUCUCAGUUUUAUGGUAACAUCGUUAAACUAAUGAGUCAUAGUGUAUCAGCCUCUCUUGUGGAACUUACAUAUAGCACUUGGUGUACAGAAUUUGAUAAAAUAUACUUCAAGCAAGAAUUUUAUGGAGAUAUGUAUAAAUUAGAUAAAGACAAAAACAUUAAAGCACUGUGGAAUGUAUACGAAAACGCAAUGGAUAUGAAAAUGGCUACAUUAUCCGCUGUAAAAGCAAAUUUAAUUAGAAUCUUAAAUAAAGGUUUUGUUAACUCUGUUCUGUUGCAUACAGUUCUGUGGGAAUUCCUCCAUGUAUGUUCAGUAGAAGACAGAAAUGAGUUAAUAGUUAUGCUACGUCCCUACAUUAUAAUGUUGUGCCAGACGAAAAUGGGGACAAGAGUCGCUAUGGAAUGCAUAUGGCAUGGCAAUAGUAAAGAUAGAAAAGUUAUUAUGAAAGCUCUUAAGGGAAAUGUAAAAGCUAUUUGUCUAUCUACAUACGGUUACAUGAUGUUGUUGGCGCUCUUCGAUUCCGUAGAUGACACCGUUCUUAUCCAGAAGAUAAUAUUGUCCGAGUUGCAAGAGGAUUUAGUUAAUAUCGCACUGAAUGAAUAUGGAAAACAUGUUAUAUUGUAUCUCGUAGCCAGAAGAGAUUCUUGCUAUUUUUCACCAGCCGUAGUGAAAUAUUUAUGUCAAGGCGAUAACAAUUCCACAAGUAAGAAAUCAGAUGAUAUUAGGGAAUAUGAACUCCUUGAAGCAAUUCAUGAUCCACUUCUUGAUGCGAUAACUGCGGAUACAGCAACGUGGUUAUCCAAUGGCAGCAUAGCUAUGACUACUUUGGCGAUAUUGAAAAUAGGCUCAGGAAAUAAAUUACAUUCCGCGUUUGAAUCAAUUGCUGAGUUUGUUAGCAAUAUAAAUUCAAAAAUCAAGGACAACGAUAUUGAAUAUAAUGUGAUUGAACAUUCUGGAUUGCAUAUAAUGUUGAAAAAACUUAUUCAGAAUGACAAAGAAGUGAUAGAAAGAAAAGAAUCUGCAUUCGGUGAAAUAUUAACAUUACAUUUAACGUUAAAUGUGCUAAAGGAAUGGAUAGAAUUUAAUAGAGGUUGCUUUUUAUUAAUUUUUCUCAUAGAAAAUGAAGCUGAGAAUGUUAAAGACAUGUUAUUAUCUAAAUUAAAACCAUUAGCAGAAAAUCUCAAGACAAAAUGCAGUGCUGGAGCAUCGAUAUUAUUAAAAAAAUUGACGUAAAUGUAGUAUUUGAAUGUAAUGUAUAAUAAUA